AUGGGGCCCUCAUCGCCGCCGGCCGCCCACUCCAGUGCUGGCAGCGGUACUCGUAGUAGCAGCCCCCCGUCGCCGACUCAACCUCCUCCACAAGAGCCUCCGGUCAAUCAUCCGCUGGCACUGGCAACUUCGCAGGGCCAAGGUCGCCGUCGCUUCACCCAUCACUUCCACAUCAGGCACCGCCUGGCAACAUGGCAUGCGCAUGACCUGCAUGGCAACGACACCGACCACGACACCACCAUGCCGUCCCUCCAGUCGCCGCGAGGCAACUUCAACCAGAAGCUGAAGAACUUCUUCAAGAUCAACAACGACUCCAAGGCGUCCCACGCCUCCGACCGCGCUCUCGACACCGGCGCUCUCAAGAACAACGACAGCAAGAGCAAUGGCUUCCGGAACACCAAGUUCUUCUCCACCGUCGGCCGGCUUCGGUCGACCACCACCGCCAGCGAGGGCAACACCCUCGACGAGGCCAUGAGCCCGACCGCCCACGCCAACCCCUACUACGCUCUCCAGGGCCAGCCCGCCAUCCAACAUCAUAACGACGGCUCCAUACCGCCCAGCCCCCCCGACACCCCCACCCUCAAGAUCUCCGGCCCGGACGGAUCGAAACCCCAGGCCACCAACGCUACCAAGGAGGAGUUGGCCAGGAAACUCCGCAGAGUAGCAAGUGCUCCGAAUGCCCACGGCCUCUUCUCCAAGGGAAAAGGUAGCGGUGAGAGGCCCGCGACCGCCGAGCUGGGCAAGGAGCCGCUCGUCCACGGCCCAGAUUCUGCCGGCGUCGGCCUGGUUGACAAGGCCGGCAUCAUCGAAUCCGGGAGCCUCUCCGUGCCCGAUAGGGACGGGCUCGGUGCCCUGCCUUCACCUGGCCCAAGUCCGUUGGCCUUCCGCAGGACGUACAGCUCGAAUUCCAUCAAGGUCCGCACCGUCGAGGUCGGUCCCUCUAGCUUCGACAAGAUCAAACUCAUUGGAAAGGGAGAUGUCGGCAAGGUCUAUCUUGUGCGGGAGAAGAAGAGCACGCGGCUCUAUGCUAUGAAAGUUCUGAGCAAAAAGGAAAUGAUCAAGCGCAACAAGAUCAAGAGAGCCCUCGCUGAACAGGAGAUCCUUGCAACGAGCAACCACCCCUUCAUUGUUACGCUGUAUCAUUCAUUCCAGUCUGAAGAUCAUCUUUACCUGUGUAUGGAAUAUUGCAGUGGUGGAGAGUUCUUCAGAGCUCUGCAGACGCGCCCUGGCAAGUGCAUCCCGGAGGACGACGCUCGCUUCUAUGCCGCCGAAGUCACAGCUGCCCUCGAGUAUCUGCAUCUCAUGGGUUUCAUAUAUCGCGACCUGAAGCCGGAGAACAUCUUGCUUCAUCAGUCUGGGCACAUCAUGUUGUCGGACUUUGACCUCUCGAAGCAGUCGGACCCGGGCGGCAAGCCCACGAUGAUCAUGGGGAAGAACGGCGCCAGCACCUCCUCAUUGCCUGCGAUAGACACCAAGUCAUGUAUUGCCAACUUCAGGACAAAUUCUUUCGUGGGGACUGAAGAGUAUAUUGCCCCUGAAGUCAUCAAGGGUAGUGGGCAUACCAGUGCCGUUGACUGGUGGACCUUGGGCAUUCUGAUCUACGAAAUGCUUUACGGAACCACCCCUUUCAAGGGCAAGAAUCGCAAUGCGACCUUCGCAAAUAUUCUUCGGGAAGAAAUUCCUUUCCCGGAACACUCUGGUGCUCCACAGAUAUCAAAUUUAUGUAAAUCUUUGAUUCGCAAAUUGCUGAUCAAGGACGAGACUCGGAGAUUAGGAGCUCGUGCCGGUGCGUCAGACAUCAAGGGGCACCCUUUCUUCCGGACGACACAGUGGGCCUUGAUCAGACAUAUGAAACCCCCGAUUGUCCCCAACAGUAGUAAAGACAACGAUACGAUCAACUUUAGAAACGUCAAGGAAAGCGAAAGUGUCGACAUCAGUAAUACCAAGACGAGGAAUCUCAAGGGCGUCCCUCUUGACAGCGGCCUGGCAACUCCAGGAAACGAGGUCGUUGAUCCAUUUGAGGAGUUCAACAGCGUGACGUUACAUCAUGAUGGUGAUGACCACCAUUAUGACAGUCAAGGGUCAACAGCAUGA
Neoarthrinium moseri is the source of this 2094-nucleotide messenger RNA. RefSeq lists its product as uncharacterized. Gene Ontology annotation, cellular component: plasma membrane; nucleus; cytoplasm. The transcript has 3 exons. The coding region runs from base 1 to 2094 and encodes 697 amino acids. Gene Ontology annotation, biological process: protein phosphorylation. The record is from RefSeq and is a predicted model, not a curated record. Gene Ontology annotation, molecular function: protein serine/threonine kinase activity; ATP binding. Lineage: Eukaryota; Fungi; Ascomycota; Sordariomycetes; Amphisphaeriales; Apiosporaceae.